AGUGCCCGCGAGCGCCGCGCCUGCUCGGGGAAUCCACUUCGCUGCUAGACGCUCCUCGCUCACACUCGCUCCCUCCCCGGCUGCUUCCCAUGGCUUUGACUCUGCGGCCGGAGCCUAACCACUAACGGGAGAAACUUUUCCUGCCGUUUCUUCUCCCCACCCCCAUCCAGGAGAGGAUUAAAAGUUGCAAGAACUGGUGCCGCCUGUGUCACUUGGGUACUCGCCGGCCAGUUCCGAGUCUCAGCCAUGUGCACCAACAUAGUUUACGAGUGGCUGAAAGCGUUACAGCUCCCUCAGUACGCUGAGUCCUUCGUGGAUAAUGGCUACGAUGACCUGGAAGUGUGCAAGCAGAUCGGAGAUCCGGACCUGGACGCCAUCGGGGUUCUGGCUCCCGCGCACCGGCGACGCAUCCUGGAGGCUGUGCACCGCUUGCGGGAACAGGACGCGGCCGCUGCUGGCCUCUACUUCACACUGGAACCGCAGCCUGUGCCACAGGCACCGCUGGUGGACGCGGUGCCCCCAGGCCGCCGGGGGGAGCCAUGUGGCGGCUUAGCCCAGGGCACUCGCGGGGACACCCGUGGCCAGCCGAGCGCUCCCCGCAGCAGGGAGCUGGUGAGCUACCCGAAGCUGAAGCUGAAGAUCAUGAUCCGGGAUAAGCUGGUCCGCGAUGGCAUCCACCUGAGCAAACCCCCUUACUCCCGCAAGGUCCCAAUGGCCGGCAUCCUAGAGUACUUAAUGAACUGGCCGAAGUCAUCACAGAACCGCUAGAUAUCAUUUUUGAGAGGCCCGUGGCGGACUGAUGAGGUGCUGAAGACUGGAAAGGGGCGUAUUUAGAACCUUCUUUCACAAAGGGAACUGGAUGGUGACUCUGCAAACACUCAUCAGCUUAACUUUUUGCUCGGAAAAUUUUGGAAUUAUCAACUUAGUAGACCGAGUAACUCACUUGUCAUAGUCAGGAGUAAGGCAGUGACAGACCACCUAUGGAAAUAUGUUGAACUUGGUUUUCAGUGGACACUCCAUGUGGGAAGAAGUCUGAUACAUCUCUUGGAAUAUUUCUCCUUUUUGAAUUUUUCACCAUCAUAGUUGGGGUUGACUAAGACUUGUGGGGAAUUACUAGUUUUAAGUAUACUGCACAAAAGUAGGUUUCUUACAAUAGCUACUUAAUUAUAUAGCUUUCAAAUUAACCUCUGUUUCAAGAACAGUAACUUUCAUUUUAUAUUUUAACAUACAUGUUAUUUUACUUUGUAUAGGGCCUUGUUUUCAUUAACUUACAAUAUUUCAUAUAAUUCUAUAUAAACUAGUUUGGUGAAGGAACUCUUACUUUAGGUACUUUAUAUAGUGUUUUCACAUAUAAGUAUACCCAUAACACUGACAGAUUAAGGAAGAAAUUAUUUUUCUGACUUUUAAAAUGUAAUCUGGUGGAGGGAUGACUAUUACGUUACAAGUACCAUGUUCCGUUACAUGUCAGCUAUCUAUAUUCUUCUUUGCCCUUGCCCACCUUUUCUUCUCUCAUCCUGUACCCCUCCCCAAUAUGCUUCUGAUACCAGUUGGUGGGCAGGGAAGUGGGCCUCGGAAAUACGCAAGAGGAGCCUUGUCCACACAUCUGUACUUGAGGAGAAUAAAGAAAAAGGAGAGGGAUGGGGAAAGAAAACCUGAAAUAUUUUUUUUCCUUUAUCAUCAUUAUUUCCUUUGGGUGUUGGUAGUUUGCUUUUCUGUUAAGAACUACAGCCAUGAUGAUGGGGUCUAAACUUCGCCGAGAAAGGCUUGCAGGUGAUUUAGCAAUGUUAACAAGCGUCUGAGGCUGGCAAGUUUGGAGAAACUCUCAGCUGCCACUGUACUGUGACCAACCAUCCAUUCAGUUACUCAGAAGUACAGCACAGAUGCAAGCUUGUGUCACUAUAAUUAUGGACAUGGACAGGAAACUUUCAAAGACAAGAGACUGAGGUUCGCUUUGUCUCUAGAAAUAGGUAGGCAACUUAGAAGGGAUUACGUCUUGGAGGCCUUCAUGGCAUAAUACCAUGUUUUAAAGUCUAAAGUUUAACCACUUGAGCUGCCUUCAGAGAUGAAUUUUGGCACUGUGCAAAGCCUUUCUUGGGCUUAAAUACAAAUGUAAGGAAAUUAAAUUCUAAGAGCACGUGUGAGUUGUCUGUCCCUCACGAGCUGCAUAUAAUCAACCGCUCGUCACCUUUUCAAAUAAUCUGAUCUAUAAAAUACUGCUAGAUUUUUUUUUUAAAGAGAUGUGGGUGUCUGCAUAGAUUACUGAUAUGAUUUAUUGUGAUAAUAAAUGGCUUCCUGGUUGAGACCUCAUUUCCAGGUGCUGCAUCUGUGGCAGAUUUAUUUCGCAGAUGUACAUUGCAUGCAUUUGUUGACCUGUGGCUAGCAAGGACCCAGUUUCUGAAAAAAUAUAUUAUUUUCCCCGGAGGCAAUAGAAUAAAAUGAAAAGGGCCCCUGGGUUCUUUCAAGCUUUAUUUUCAAUUUGAAUGAUGUCCGACUUCAAUUAUUUGGCUUAAAUCUAAAUCUUGUCUCCAAUGCCACUAUUAGAAUUUAAAAUUAACAAUAAUCUACCUAAGUUAUGAGUCACAAUUUAGGAUGGUAGAAUAGCAGUGGGUCAGAAAGAUGUCUUAGUGCAAAGCUAGAAGAAUAAAACUCGGGAAGAGAACCAAUGAAAAGAAGUUUUGCUAGCGCCUUUGUAUUAAAUCCAGAUGAAGUAAGAAGACAUCAAAGGAAUUCUGACCUUGAAUUGCAUCUAUCAGGACUUAUCUUUAAGAGUCAAUUUCUCAUUGUGCUUCCCCCCCAUUUAUCUAAACACUGGUGAUUUCCUUAAUAUUAACUAUAAAAGAUGAAAAAGACAACAGCAAGACUCAAAUGUCGGUCAUGUCAAUGAUUCAGUUCCCGAAAAUUAAGUCAUAAAGUGACAUGGGUCUUAGUUUAUAAUAUCAAAAGGUUUAGAGAAAAUAGCAAAAUUUUCUUCAUCUUAAAAAAAAAAAAAUGGGAAUGUAUGAAGAAAAUCUUCGCUUAUGCAAAAAUGUAAGCUUGCCCAGUACGGUGUGUAUGUAUCCAUAAUCCUUGCAGAAUUCCAAGUUCAAGGCCAGCCUAGGUUAUGUAAUGAGAGGUCUGUCUCCAGUAAGCAAAUCAGAGGGGACUAUGAGAUAGCUUAGUUGGUCAAGUUUGUACCAUGUAAGCGUGAGGACCAGUGUUUGAACCCAGAACCCAUAUAAAAAGCCAGGUGUGGUGAUGUACAGUUAUA
Arvicanthis niloticus (Nile rat) is the source of this 3247-nucleotide messenger RNA. NCBI's taxonomy places the organism in Eukaryota, Metazoa, Chordata, Mammalia, Rodentia, Muridae. The record is from RefSeq and is a predicted model, not a curated record.